Molecule: messenger RNA, 1992 nt
Organism: Jaculus jaculus (lesser Egyptian jerboa)
Lineage: Eukaryota; Metazoa; Chordata; Mammalia; Rodentia; Dipodidae
Gene: Rnf34
Product: ring finger protein 34
Exons: 6
Coding region: 117-1253 (378 amino acids)
Biological process (GO): negative regulation of extrinsic apoptotic signaling pathway via death domain receptors; protein K48-linked ubiquitination; proteasome-mediated ubiquitin-dependent protein catabolic process
Cellular component (GO): plasma membrane; cytoplasm
Molecular function (GO): ubiquitin protein ligase activity
Source: RefSeq, a predicted model, not a curated record
CUCAGUCGCUUUGGGAGGCUCCGCGUUCGCCGCCUCCUGGAAGGAAGGAGGUCGUUUGUGUGAGGAGCAGCUGCUAUGGUGCUGAGUUCGCCGGCAGAGCUGAGGUGUUCGCGGCCAUGAAGGCGGGUGCCACCUCUAUGUGGGCUUCAUGUUGUGGGCUGCUGAAUGAAGUCAUGGGAACUGGAGCUGUCAGGGGCCAGCAGACGGGAUUUGCAGGAGGCACUGGUCCGUUCAGAUUUACACCAAGCUCUGACUUUUCCACCUAUCCACCAGCAGCUCCUGAAGGGCCCAAUAUAGUUUGCAAAGCCUGUGGACUUUCAUUUUCAGUCUUUAGAAAGAAGCAUGUGUGUUGUGACUGCAAGAAGGAUUUUUGCUCCGUUUGUUCAGUCUUACAAGAAAAUCUUCGUAGAUGUUCUACUUGUCACUUGCUGCAAGAGACAGCCUUCCAGCGACCGCAGUUGAUGCGUCUAAAAGUGAAGGAUCUACGGCAGUAUCUCCUUCUUAGAAACAUACCGAUUGAUACUUGUCGAGAGAAGGAAGACUUGGUGGAUCUAGUACUGUGCCAUCAUGGACUAGGCUCUGAGGAUGAUAUCGACUCAAGUAGCCUGAAUUCUUCACAGUCCCAGUCUUCUAGCUUUUUUACACAGUCUUUUUUUUCAAAUUAUACAGCCCCCUCUGCUACUGUGUCCUCCUUCCAGGGAGAGCUCAUGGAUAGAGAUGGGACCUUCAGAUCAGGAGUGUUGGCACAGGUACAGAGUGAAAUAGCUUCAGCAAACACAGAAGACGAAGAUGAUGAGGACGAUGAUGAUGAUGAUGAUGACGACGACGACGAAGAUGAUGAUGAAAACUUGGAGGAGCAGAAGCCCGGGCUUACUCAGAAGAGAAUGAGAGCUUCCCUGUCUGACCUGUCAAGCCUUGAAGAGGUAGAAGGGAUGAGCGUACGCCAGUUGAAAGAAAUCCUGGCUCGGAAUUUUGUAAAUUAUUCUGGCUGUUGUGAAAAAUGGGAGCUGGUAGAGAAAGUCAACCGGUUGUACAAAGAGAAUGAAGAAAACCAAAAGUCAUAUGGUGAACGGCUACAGCUGCAGGAGGAGGAGGAUGAUAGCCUGUGCCGUAUCUGCAUGGAUGCUGUCAUUGAUUGUGUCCUGUUGGAGUGUGGGCACAUGGUCACCUGCACCAAAUGUGGCAAGCGCAUGAGUGAGUGUCCCAUCUGCCGGCAGUAUGUGGUGCGAGCCGUGCAUGUUUUCAAGUCCUGAAUCUGAGGCUCCCCCAUAGGACACUCACCUGACUUGAUCCCAGACAUUUCAGUGUACAAACGUGGACUGGAAAUCAUAAUGUUCCAAGGCAGAAGCUAUUUUUAAAAAGUAUUUUCAUUACUGAUCGGGGGCAGAAAGAUUCAUCCUAAGUUGGAAGAAACCCAAGUCCAGGUCACGAGUCUUUCAGCCUGUGGAUACAUGGCUUCCCAGGUUCUGCUGGGUUUUAUCAUUUGUUCUCCAAUGCCACUAAUUGCUGAAGUCAGAUUGUUCACAGUGUGUGGGCAUGCACUCCUGGGUUUGGGUUUUGCUCCCGAUCUCUUGCUUUCUCUUUAUCCUGUGUUUGACUUUUGUUUCUUGGAUAAGGUGAGCUCACUGCCCACAAGUGGCUGAGUGGUGGCUUCUCUGAAUGUUAACUUCAUUAGUCAUGUAUAUUUUAAAUACUAAUCUCUGAUGAAUGUAACUUUCCACACUGUUGCUAUUUCUGUAUUUGAACAUAAUUGGGAACAAUUGACAUUCUGUAGUCAACUGCCAGGGCCUUAGACUAAACGUGUUCUUUUUUGUUCAGGUACAGCUUUUCAUAGCAAGGGCUGCAUCUAAUUUCCUAUAUUAGAAGUGUAUUAAGUUCUUUAUUAAUGUGUGACCAGCUUACACUGUUUUGUAUAGUUGAAGGUGUAUUUUUAGUGCUACCUGCUAGCUAAUUUCAACUUUAGGAAUAAAAAUAGAUUAAAAAGCUGCUGUA